GUGGAGUGGGACGACCGCAAGGGCAAGUACUCAGCCUCGUCUUGCGACGGCCCCUGGAAGUCAGGCGGCGGUGGUGGAGGCGGUGGUUGGGGCGGUGGCGGUGGAGGCGGCUGGGGCGGUGGGAAAGGCGGCGGGAAAGGCUAUAACGAGCUCGCACGGACCGCUGGUUGUCAUGAAAGCACUGCCGUUUUUUUCUGGCAGGCAGUGGCCCCAGCAGGUGUUCGAGCAGUGGUAUGCUCGAGCAACUGAAGCCUCGAAGAAGGCCAAUCGGCUGGCGCAGAAGGCGCAGGAGACUCUGGCGGCGGGACAGGCGGGCACCACCCAGGGCGCCACGCCCGUGGCCAAGGCGCCGAAGUCCAUCGUGUCCCGCAUCCGCAGCGUUGCGAGCACUCUGGACAACUGCCAGAACGACAUCUACACCGAGCAGUGGAGGAGCCUGGACACGUACCCGAUGGCGGCCUGCCCUCGCAUGCCUCUCGCCUGCCUGCGGACCCCGCCUCCGCGCGGGGCGAUGCCGGCGCACCUCGCUGUUUGGGAGAGAACAGGCUGGCUGGGGACCGCAGACGGUGGCUCGAGGCGGCGCGAUCGGCCUGGCGUCGACUACCCCCGCUCCCAAAGGGCGCGCGCAAGCCGCGCGAUGGGCUCUGGGCUGGCCCUGGAGGCCUGCUGCAAGCCCCCGGAGGUGGUCGACGCGCCCGACGCGGCCGACGAGGAGCCCCCGCGGCGCCGGCCCACGGCUCGGUUGCCGACGCUGCUGGGGGGCGGCCGCUCCGAGAACGGGGACAAGCCGAGGCCUGGCUGCACGGAGGACGACUUCGAGGAGAUCGGGGGCCUCCACGUCCUCCUCGACGUGGACGGGCUCGCGGCCCUCUGGAAGCGCUUCGCGGAGCGGAAGCUGGGCGGUCCGCUGGGGCCAGAGGAUGCGCGGCUGGUGGAGACCAGCGCGCAGGUGUACCACAGAAUCCUCGACGUGGACAUGAGCGGUACAGUGUCGUACGCGGAGUUCGCGGCCUUCAUGAUGGGGGCCACGGAGCCCCGAGGCCCUCUGAAGGACAUGCACGCCAGGCUUAGCAAAGUGCUGCAGAGGGCCCCGCAGCUGCUGUCUCAGCUUGUGGAGCGGUUUCGCGACUGGGACACCAAUUGUGAUGGUUACUUGUCGGUCGAGGAUUUCGAGGAAGACGGCGGCUUUGCUGAGAUGAAGUUUGCAGAGAUGUUGGAGGCGGCAGACGUUGACUGCGACGGGCGGCUGGACCUCUGGGAGUUGAUUGCGUACUCCAUGGGGCGCCGCAAGACAGCUGUGGAACUUCUCGUGUACGACGUCUCCAAGGGCGCAUCGAAGUACGUCAGCCCCAUUGUGCUCGGGCGCCACUUCGAGGCCAUCUACCACAGCAGUGUCCUCGUGUACGGCAGUGAGUUCUGGUACGGCGGAAAGCUCUUCAUGAACGAGCCACCCUGCAAAUGCUUCGACCCGCCCCUAAACGAGUCCGCAGUGCCGCUGGAGCCCUCCUCGUAUCACGAGAAUCUGAAGACGGUGCACCUGGGCUACACCUUCGUGACGCAGGCGGAGUUCUCCAGGUUCCUGACCAGGGACCUGCUGACAAAGUACACCACCGACAACUACGACGUGCUCACGAACAAUUGCAAUUGUUUUUGCGAGGACGUGGUCCGCUUCCUCACUGGGAAUGGCAUCCCCGACGAGAUUCUGAACAUGCCUCAGCAGGUCAUGCACACGCCCGGGGCCCGGAUGCUGCGGCCCCUGCUCAACCGGUGGCUUGGGGGCUUCGACACCGGCAAGGGCGCUGGCGAGGGCGUCGAGGAGUGGGACGCUCGCCUCAACGAUGGCGAGGGUGACUCCGAACCCCCGCCGGCGCCGCUAGCCGAGGGCGCCUUCGUGGUCCUGGGGCUGGGGGGCAAAACACCGAAGAUCGCCGCGGUAAAGGGCAGAAGCAAAACCGGCAUCGACCUGCGGUUCUUCGACCCCCUGCAGAGUGCGUUUGUGGCCGAGUCCGACGUGCCGCGAAGUGAUCUGAGGCGCGUGGAGUCUUGCGAGGACGCCUCUCCUCCCAGAGAGAAGCCCCCGGCGUCGCCGGACGGAGCUUCUCCCUCCUCGCGCCAGAGGGCCAGGGCGUGA
Messenger RNA from Prorocentrum cordatum, 2131 nucleotides. The record is from the annotation of a GenBank genome assembly. Lineage: Eukaryota; Dinophyceae; Prorocentrales; Prorocentraceae.